This is a messenger RNA of Gadus macrocephalus (Pacific cod), 2941 nucleotides long. Its product is annotated as inner ear-specific collagen-like. Bases 181 to 1872 code for a protein of 563 amino acids. Lineage: Eukaryota; Metazoa; Chordata; Actinopteri; Gadiformes; Gadidae. The transcript has 5 exons. Gene Ontology annotation, molecular function: protein binding. The record is from RefSeq and is a predicted model, not a curated record.
GAGGUCACCGCGGCGCUCCCCUCCCAUCCUCCAGAGUUUUGGCGUUCCUGGAGUCCGCGUGCGUGAGAGGUGGACUCCGGCUGGGGACACUGAGGCGUAUAAAUUGAUGGGCGAACCAAAUGCUGCUCAUCAUUUUCCCAGAAACUCCUCAGGCAACGGGACUCAGACAGAACGAGCGACAUGACGUUCUGCAGGCUGCUGGCGGGUCUCAUGCUCUCCUGCGUCUGCACAGCCAACCGUGUACACACCGCCACCACUGUAAAGACCACUACCGUUGCACAGAACGAAACCGACGUACAGAACGCCACCACCCCGGUCACACCGCCCGAACCCGUCGAACACGCGCAGCAUACCUACGGCAGUGACCCCAACACCUUCUCCAUGGAUGAUCCCACGACCACAUCCUCGGACGACCUCCCCUACUUCCAAGACGACUACAUGUUGGCCAUGGGCAACAACACGGGCAACAACCGGCUCCGGUCGGGGGGGGUGGAGGGCAUGGAGAUGGGGCCCGCCGGGGACAUCUGCGACUCCAUCCUGCCGGGGGCCCAGGUCCCCUGGAUGUGCUACUGCCGCUUCUGCAAAGGAGGCCAGGGGCCCAAAGGGGACCAGGGCUUCAGAGGGCUCCCAGGCACAGGGCAGAGCAAGGCACCCACACAGCCCGGUGAGGGGUUCCAGUCCCUGCGCGGUCGUAUUGUAAGGUUGUUGUCUUCUGAUGAACCCCCACUAGGGAGUCCCGGGAGCCCGGGGAGGAGAGGCUUGACGGGGUUCAGAGGUCGUCCGGGGUACACGGGCCAGCCAGGCCUGAAGGGUCAGAAGGGAGAUGAUGGAGAGAAAGGCGAUGUGGGACCAGCGGGAAUGUACGGAUCAAAGGGGGGCAGAGGUUUCAAAGGAGACAAAGGGGACGUCGGGUUUGUCGGGCCCAUGGGUGUAAUGGGGCCUCCCGGAGAGGACGGCACCUGCCCUGCGUCAUGUGACAGCGUCGAGGGCCCGACUGGCCACCCUGGACUCCCUGGGAGUGCCGGCGGCAGGGGCCUCCCGGGGCUGAUGGGCCCCAGGGGGCCGAUGGGCCCCGGAGGACUGAAGGGAGACAUGGGUAUGAAUGGAGCCGACGGGUCCGACGGGAUGAAGGGCAUGAAGGGGGAGGAGGGCCCGUGCGACUGCUCUGACGGAGAACAGGGCCCCCCGGGGCCGCAGGGGCCCAUGGGGACGAAAGGAGAGGGCGGCGUCGACGGCGCUCCCGGGCCCGAGGGCGAGACCGGACCGCAGGGCGGCGAGGGCCCCAUGGGUUACACCGGGGCCCCGGGACCCUGCUCCCCGGCCAUCCAGUCGGCGUUCUCCGCCGCCGCCGCCUCGUCGUUCCCGCCCCCCAACAGGCCGGUCGCCUUCACCACGGCGCUCUACAACCAGGGCAACUUCAACCCCGUCAUGGGCAUCUACCGCGCGCCCGUCAACGGCACCUACGUCUUCAGCUACAACCUGGCCGUCAGGGGCAAGCCGCUGAUGGUCGGCCUGUACCACAACUUCAGGCCGAUCGUCAGGACGACGGUGACCAGCGACCCGGGCGUGGCGAGCCAGCAGGUGGUGCUCCACCUGAGCCUGGGCGACGAGGUGUGGCUGCUGGUGAAGGACACGGCCACCAACGGGAUGAUCGCCGCCGGCGAGAACAGCAGCACAUUCUCGGGCUUCCUGCUGAACCCCGACAACUGCAUGCUGCCCCCCAUGAUGGGACGGGACGGAGGCUCAGUCAGCUAUGAGGAGACUGCUACGGCCGUGUACAGCUGGGGAUCACUAGCUACAGAGCCCUCCCCCACCACCCCAUAUAACCAGUCAACCAGCCAGCCAGCCAGCCAGGGGUCGGCCAAGCUCUAGGCUUUUUGCACAAAACAGAAAAUGUGCACCCACGAUUUUGAAUGGGGUUACACACACAGACACACGCGCACACACACACAUACACCCACACCCACACACACACACGAACAACAACAAGGAAGGCUUAUGAAUAUGUUAAGUGUGUUAGAUCUUUGAGAAGUGUAGCAGUGAUCUUACAAUCAAAGGCCUGAUUGUUUCUAGAAAAUCUAGGUCUCGUGUUUUGAUCUCGCUGGAUCUGAACAUUAAGUCUCUCUUGGAACUUCUUGAGAUAAGCUUUAGCUUAAAUCAUAGCAGACGCAUCCUUUUAGAGUUUCAAAUCAGGUGUGGAACAGAGAGGCUUGACAAGUAGGAGAACCCGCCUAGUACAGACUCCGCAUCGACGUUAGCCACGCUGUUAAACAUUUAGAUACCAAUAAACAACUUUCCUUUCCAGGAGAGCUGGAGCACAAUUCUACAGAUCUGAAAUCGCUCCCGAGUUUUUCCAGAGAAAAAUUCUAUUUGAAAUCAUUAAGUGUGGUGAUGUUUCAUUUGCACGUUUCCCACAUGCAGUGCUUUCCGCCCCCGAAAUGUACGCCUGAGCAUAGGUUUCUACCGAGUCGCCGCCGCCUGCAUUUUGAAGCGUCUUAGCCCGAGUCUGGCGUCGUGGUGACGCCAGACUACGAAGGGAUGCGAAGAGGAGGAGGCUUGUAGUGUAGGCUGGUUAUUCUACGCCGUGCACACAGUUUACCACAGAGGCUCCACUGAAGCACUGAAGAGAGGGCGUCAGCGAUGCCGGUGAACAAGUCUGCACCUGAGAUGAAGGAAAAGGGUGCCGCCAGUGGGAUGCUUACGGAUGUCUGCCAGGCGCUGUGCUGGGACCUGACCCGGUGGGGGGGGGGGGGGGGGGCUUGUAUUACCGAUAUAGUUAUUGUGAAUGUGCUUUCUUGUUGUGUUCACGAUGACAAUAUGUAUGAGGGCCCGCCACAGGGGGACGCUGUUUGAGACACGUUGCUAGACAUGCUUCACGCUUUACUUCUUCAAUAACUUCAAUCUGUUUCGAAAAUAAAUUCAAACUGAAACUUCAAAUGGA